UUCGCCGCGCGGCCACGUCGGAUGCAACGCCGGCGCUCCCGGAGUCUCACCGACGUUUUGCAUCGCCUGGCCUGAAUACUUGGCCCGUGUUCGGCAGUGAAGUGCUGCCAUUUCACAGUGCCACGGUCGACGACACCGCCGGCUGCAAAGUAGACCUGUUCAGUGAUUCUUCUCUCUUCGUGACGUGUGCGGCAACUGCAAUCAGCAUCAUGCUAGCUUCGCACCUGGUGAGCCGGUUCACGGUCUGGGAUUACGUGGUGUUCGGCGGCAUGCUGUGCGUGUCGGCGUCCAUUGGAAUAUACUACGCCGUGAUGGGCGUCCGCAGAAAGGCCACCACCGACGACUUCCUGAUGGGCGGCCGCAGCAUGAGCGUCUUUCCCGUGGCGCUCUCCAUCCUGGCCAGCUUCAUGUCGGCCAUCACGCUGCUCGGCACGGCCUCCGAGAUGUACAUCUACGGCACGCAGUACCUGCUAAUUAUAUUCUCCUACUGCCUCGUCAUCCCGGCCACGGCGUACUUGUACAUGCCCGUCUUUUACCGCCUGCACGUCACCAGCGCCUACGAGUACCUGGAGCUUCGCUUCAACCACGUUAUUCGAGCCAUGGGAUGCGUCACGUUCUCCUUACAAAUGCUCAUCUAUAUGGCGAUUGUCCUUUACGCACCCGCACUUGCCCUUUCUCAAGUGACGGGAAUCAGCGUAUGGACUUCGGUGCUUUCCAUAGGCAUUGUCUGCACCUUCUACACAAGCAUCGGAGGAAUGAAAGCGGUCGUGUGGACGGACGUGUUCCAAAUAUGCCUCAUGUUCGGCUCGAUGCUGAUGAUUGCCAUCCGCGGUGCGUACGACAUCGGCGGCAUGAAGGUGGUCUACAACAGGGCCUACGACGGAAGCCGAAUAGAAUUCUUCAACUUCAGCUUUGACCCGACUGAGCGGCACACCGUGUGGGGCCUCAUCAUCGGCUGCUUCUUCACUUGGAUGUCGGUGUACGCAGUCAGCCAAGCGAUGGUCCAGCGAUACCUGACCGUUUCCACCGUAAAGGGUGCGCGAAUAGCCAUCUGGAUCAAUCUUCCUGGCCUGGCGUUUUUGAUGGUGAUCUGCGCUCUGGCCGGCCUAGUUAUGUACGCCAGGUACCAAGAUUGUGACCCGCUGUUGACGAAGAAAGCGACAGCUCCUGACCAGUUACUUCCUCUCUACGUAAUGGACAUCCUCGGAAGCCUGCAUGGGAUUCCGGGCCUUUUCGUUUCCGGCAUAUUCAGCGGCGCUCUGAGCACGGUUUCGUCUGGUGUAAACUCUCUUGCUGCCGUCACACUAGAAGAUAUCAUCAAGAGGUACAUCAAGAAAGACAUGAGUGACCGCUACGCUACGAAUCUCACGAAGAUGAUUGCCAUGUCGUACGGACUGGUCGCCAUUGCUCUCGUCUACGGAGCCCAAAUGAUGGGCAACGUUCUCCAAGCUGCCCUGGCCAUCUUCGGAAUUGUCGGUGGACCGCUCCUGGGUGUUUUCACGCUGGGCAUCUUCUUCCCCUGCGCCAACAGCAUUGGCGCCGGCGUAGGCACCAUCACCUCCUUGGUCAUCUGUUUCUGGAUCGGCUUCGGCGCUUUCGCCGUCAAACCAGCGGUACACAAGGCGCCCGUAUCGGUGCUCGGAUGCAUCGGCGACUACUUGAACGCCACGGGACAGGACAUUAACAACAUCACCUACCCAAGGCCUGUCGACGUUGCUGCCGUCAAUAAAGACAUACUCGUCAUUUAUCGAAUAUCGUACGUCUGGUACAGCAUGAUCGGGUGUGUCUUAGUUGUCGUCGUUGGGCUCAUCGUCAGUUUGUUGACAGGAUACACUCGGCCGAGCAAGGUGAAUCCGCGGACAAUCCACCCCAUCUACAACUUCCUCUGCGGAGUGAUGCUGCCGUCCUCCCUCCACGACAAAUUCAUGGUGAAAAGCGCGGGCGAGUACGAUGUCGAGCACAUGAUCGAACUGGGAAGAUCGAAGAACGCUUAUACCGGGGGAAAGGACAAUCCGGGCUUCGCCUCCAGUGACGAGAAACCCCGAAUCAACGGUCUCGUGGCAUCAGCCGACUCCUCCAAGGCAACCGUCAACGGCGUCGCUGUGAACGGCAGCAUCGUUCAUCGACGCUCCACGCCAGGCAUCGUCGCUUCAAACCCGGAAAUGAUCGCCUUUCGCCCGAUCACGAACGAGCACGCGCCACCUACAGAAACGGAAGUCGCUAAUACCUAUUCGAGCGACGAGUCGGCGAGGACUUGCGCAAAAUCUGCGCCUCCUGCCCUCGACCGGCAGGCAGCUGGAGCUCCGGCCACGACCAGUGACGAGGACGUCAGAAAGCGCAUAAAUGCAGACUCCGCGGGACUUUCUAGCGUGAAAGGCGAAUCCGACGACCACGACAAGACGCAGAUGACUACGAGUAAAGAGCAUAGAUCCGUGGAUUCGCCACCGUCCCACAGCGUCCACAGGUCGCGGCGCUCGGGGUCUUCUAGGAGGGAGAAGCAUCACCGGACGAGGCAUCAUUCCUCGUCACCGCACUCCAGGCGCAGACCUUCGUCGCCGAAGCGUGAACCAGCUCGCGAUGAGUCAGCGACCGAAUUCUGA
Molecule: messenger RNA, 2600 nt
Organism: Rhipicephalus microplus (southern cattle tick)
Lineage: Eukaryota; Metazoa; Arthropoda; Arachnida; Ixodida; Ixodidae
Product: sodium-coupled monocarboxylate transporter 1
Biological process (GO): sodium ion transport; transmembrane transport
Cellular component (GO): membrane
Molecular function (GO): symporter activity
Source: RefSeq, a predicted model, not a curated record